Messenger RNA from Vicugna pacos (alpaca), 4032 nucleotides. The record is from RefSeq and is a predicted model, not a curated record. NCBI's taxonomy places the organism in Eukaryota, Metazoa, Chordata, Mammalia, Artiodactyla, Camelidae.
GGCCCUGGCCUGGCCCACUCGCGCCAAGGUCAGCCACUCGGCAGGCCUGGGCCACGCGGCCCCAGAGAAAGGCCAGGGCCCCGUCCUCCCUGUGUGAGGGAGAUGGCUCCCAACGAGAGCAGAGCACCAGGGUGGGGGCAGCCCCCGCAGCCCUCCAUGCCCUGGGUGGCCACUCCCAGGGACAGCCUGGAGACGGUCCCCUCUCCUGCCUCCUCCAGGGGCGAAGCCCUUCCCCGCCAUGAGCCCAUGGCGUCCUCACUUGGACCAGCCAGCCCAGGAUGCGCCGGGGCAGCCGGGGGCGACAGGACGGGGGCCGCCCCAGGGAUGGAGCUCGCAGGCCGGGAAGAAGGGGCUGCCCCCAAAGUCACCCUGACCAUCUGCAGUUCGGAGGAUGAAUCAGAAGCGACUGCAGGCUCAGAGCGAGACCCCCUCUUUGCCGUCCAGGAGAGCCUCCCAGAACAGAAAGCACCCGGACAAAUCCCACCACUGGACGCACCCACAGCCCAGGCCACACGGCGCACACAGCCGGCCGUGGAGCGGCCGCAGGUCACGGUCAGGCCCCCGGUCGUGCACACGGUGCCGCCCCUUCCCACCACCCAGCACCAGGCACCAGGCCGUGAAGACCGGCAAAACCAAGGCAGGAGUCUUCAGGGGGGAGAGGGCGAGACUGGGAACGCGGGAGCCCUGCCUCGCACCACGGCCCAGACAGGGGCUGGCCCCGCACUCGCGCCUCCGCGGGGUGCUCUCCGCAAGCAUCCCGAUGUCCCCACGGCUCUUCCCCUGAUGAAGCCACAGACAAGCUUUCCUGCAGGAAAAGCAGCCAGACGCAGCCCCGAGGCUUCACACAAGCUCCAGGAGCACAAGGGCAGCUCAGGGGAAGGCGCUUCUGAGCCCAGUUCCGAGCUGCGUUGGCCACAGUCUGGGGAAAGGCCGGUGGGCGACCUCGGCCCCUCGCCACAUCAUUCCGCGGCCUUGGAAGACCCUCGGGGAGGACCGGCCAGCUGUGCCCUCAGCAGUCAGCCAGCACCAGCUCCCAAAGGGAGGAGCAAGACCGACGUCCCCAGAUGGCCAGGGACGGGACUGGCCGAGGACGGGACAGGGCCUGAGAGCCUGAUCUCUAUGGACAAGAGCCCCCUAUGUGAGCGAGAAGGACGCAGCGGGACCCUGUGGUCACCAGAGUUGACCUGGCCCUCAGCCAGGGCUGGAGGCAGCACCAGCCACAAUCGUGGCCAGAACAGAGCGACAUUCUCAAAUGAACAACUAAAACCAAGCUUCAGAGCGCCCGGGCGGGUGACGGCUGCGGGGGCCUCCAGGAGUCCCCCGGCUUCAGCGACAGGUAAUGCCCUGAGCCCAGGAAACAGGGUGGCAGAAGAGUCGGCCCCCUGGCAGGAGGGAGGCAGCCCUGUGCUGCCCACAGGCCCCGGUCUAGUGGUGCAGGAGCCCACUCCCCAGCCUUCGAGGUCCCUGCCCACUCCCCUGCAGGAGGCUGCCAGCACCCCACUCCCACUGGUCACGCCCAAGGAGGCUGCUUCCCAUAAACCAGCCACAGGCAAAAUGGAGGUGGCGGCUGGAAGCAGAAACGCAGGUGCUGUGCAGUGGAGCCAUCAGGGGAACAGCCCAGAGCCCUGGACUCCUGCGCCAGGCAGCCUGGUGCCACAGGAAGGCCACAAGGAGGGGGCUUUGAGCCACACCUUGGGCACCAGGCCACUGCCUUCGGACAGCCAGCCAGCCACAGGCAGGGCGCUCCUCUGGUCCAGAGAGCAGCUUCCUGCAGGCGCUGGGCUUUCCCACCAGCCUCCCUGGGGGGCGACAGCAGCAGAAGGGCAGGGGGCAGACAGGGCGGCCUGGAAGGACGCCAACCUCCAGGCGCCCGGGCAAGUCGUGGCUGGGGAGAAGCAGCGACCAUGGGCUGGCCUGGGCAGUAGAGAAAGUCUCCGUGGGCAAGAGGAGGGGGGCCCUGUGAGUCUGAAGGGUCCUGGAAAGAAGGGAGAAGCCUGUUUAAGUGAGAAGGCCAGCUCGAAUGGGGCUGAGGCCGCGAGCUGGCCCCGGGACGAGGCUGCGGGGGAUGACACGGUGGCCCCGACAGAGGAGGCUCCCGGCCCGCACACUGGGAGAGGCCCAGAGCACCCACUGGGGCAGGGGGCAAGGCGUGCAGAGGGCCUCCCUUGGGGACCCAGAGCCCAGGCAGCCGGGAACCAAGCUCCUUCCCCUGCAGAGAGCCCGAUGCGCCGGACACAGGCCCCGGCUGGCAGGGUGGUGCCCCCCGGCUUGGCACGGCCCACAGGCAGCUCAGCGGAGGUGGUGCCCAUCGUGAGCAGAAGUGUGGCAGCCGGGAGACCGGACCCCAGGGGUAGCCAUGGGGGGCCUGGAGCACCAUGCCGGGCAGGGGAGAGCCAGACAGCCCCCGGUCCCCGGCCAGCACAAGGCCCCGCAGUGCCCACAUCCCCGCUGGGGGGCUGCCACGUGCCUGGUGCCCCAGCCCAGGAGAGGUCUCCGGACACCCACAGGGCUGGGAGAGGCUCACUGGGACGCGGACCUGGCGGGAGGGCAGCCCACCUGGCCAAGUACAGAGCCCAGAGCUUCAGCGACCAGAAGUCCUUUGAUCUGUCCUUCAGACCAAUGACUCUCAGGGCCAAUGACACGUUCACACUUCCCAAGUGAGUCCCCGCGGGAACCAGCAGCCUUGCUCUGAGCGCAGUAGGGCCAGCAGAGUCGCUCUGUCUGUGGUGGCCCUGGGAGGACGUGAGCCUCGUGGCCUGCCACUGUGGCCGUGCUGGCAACACCCUGCCUGAGCUGGCGUCUUCACCAGGGGCGUUCAGGUCCCGCUUGUCUCUGUGCAGAGCAGGUGUUUCUAGGCUUCACCCUUUGGUGCGGAGCUUGGAGUGGGUCUGUGUGUCCCCUCCUGGGGGCUCGGGCUUCAGCUUUGAGGGCUCUCUGCCCCUUGUGGGGUCCCCAGCUGGCAGGCGCCUAUGUGGCCCAUCCUAGCUCAGACUCGGUGGGGACAGUGAGUGUCCCCCUCCGGUCCUGGAAGAAGACAAAGGGCUUCAGUUUGACGUAGUUUGACUCCUGGGUGGCCUGUGACCUUGACCCUGCCGGCCACGAGACGGUCAAGGAGACACCGGGAUGCGGGUCUGGCCCCUCCAGUCCUGCUCAGGAAGGCCAGCUCCUGGGCCCAGCCUGGAGGGAGCCGACGGCCCAGGAAGGACGACAGUGGCCGUUAGCGCCGUUUUCAGGCUCCCAAGUCCAAGGACGCUGUUGUUCAGAGACUGUGGGGCGGAAAGUGAAACAUCGCCCAGUACUGGUCUGUCACUGUCACCACAGCAGCCUCCCUGAGGCCCAUGGGGACCCUGGAUGGCGGCGCCCGGGUGCCGGGAAAGCUGCUUUCCCACGAAGCACGCCGGUCCCCGGCCACUGCCCUAGACGCCACACACUGCGUCCUCGGCCACUAAGGACAAUGCACUUUCAGUCUGGAAUGCUCGCAUGUUGUAGAAGUCUAAGGAAGGAAAUAAAAGUCUCCGUAAGCGUGCUGCCUGGAGGUGAUUUUUCACUUUGUUCUCCAAGCUUGUGCCCUGCCUUGUUCCUAAAGCAGAUGCCGGGUCACGGCUCCCGUGCAUUUCCACCUUAGUCACAGGGCAGCCGUGAAGGGGCUCAGUCCCAGCGGCCAGGGCCCCGGGACGAGCCCAGUGGGACCCCCACCCCUGCCCGGCUCUCUGCCUGUGGUGACGCCUCUUGCAGAAAGUGGGUUCUGCUCUGUGAGGACUUCUCUUUUUUUAAACUUUAAUGCACUUUUUAAAGGUUACUUUCCACUUACAGUUGUUACAGAACAUCGGCUCCGUUCGCAGUGUGCACAGCCCAUCCUCGAGCCUGUCUUACACCUGACAGUUUGUGCCCCUCCCGACCCUGCUCACCACUCGUGUGCUCUCUGUGUCUGUGAGCCUGCUUCUUUUUUGUUAUAUUCACCAGUUUGUUGUAUUUUCUAGAUUCCACAUGUAAGUGAUAUCAUACAAAUAUUUCUCUGUCCAACUUACUUCA